UUUCAAUUUUCAGUAAUUCUCAGCGUAAAAAAAUAAAUACAAACCUAAAACAAUGGCUAUCACCAAACUUUCCAUAGCCAUUGUUUUGGUAAGUGUUUUUACACUGACCCAAAUUUGUAGGGCAAGAAUCCAAUCUGAUUGGACACUUAAAUACUUAACACCCCACAAUAUUGCCCGUGCCACCGUAAAUCAGCCCCCAUUGGUAUGGAACAAUACACUUGCAACUUUUGCAAGAUCAUAUGCUAAGAAAAGGGCUGUUGAUUGUAAAUUGCAACAUUCUAUGAACCCGUUUUAUGGUGAGAAUAUAGCAAUGAGUCCAGGACUUUUAACUGUACCUCAUGCAAUUGAAUUCUGGAUUAGUGAAAAGGCUUUUUAUGAUUAUGUAUCUAAUACUUGCAACGAUAUGUGUGGACAUUAUACACAAAUUAUUUGGCAUAGUACCACAAGUAUUGGGUGUGCAACAGAAAAAUGUCUAAAUGGGGGUACUUUUGUUACUUGUAAUUACUAUCCUCCUGGAAAUGUUAUUGGGGAAAAGCCUAUUUGAAUUUAGAAUUUUUCAAUUCAUUAUUUACAACUAUAUGUAUUAAUAAAUAGAGGAAACGAGAAGUGUUUUGUUGUAUAGUAUUAUUAACAACUAUUAAUCAAAAUUUGAAUUAAACUGUGAAUUGAUGAGUCAUUUUUU
Molecule: messenger RNA, 682 nt
Organism: Amaranthus tricolor (Joseph's coat)
Lineage: Eukaryota; Viridiplantae; Streptophyta; Magnoliopsida; Caryophyllales; Amaranthaceae
Product: pathogenesis-related protein 1-like
Exons: 1
Coding region: 53-544 (163 amino acids)
Cellular component (GO): extracellular region
Source: RefSeq, a predicted model, not a curated record